Molecule: messenger RNA, 2181 nt
Organism: Colletotrichum lupini
Lineage: Eukaryota; Fungi; Ascomycota; Sordariomycetes; Glomerellales; Glomerellaceae
Exons: 13
Coding region: 1-2181 (726 amino acids)
Source: RefSeq, a predicted model, not a curated record
AUGGAAGAGAUUCCGAUGCCGCUGGAACAAACGCAAAAGUCCCCUCUACAAGUCGCGUCGGCGACGUCGUUUGGCGAGAGACAGCGCGUGUGUUGGCUAGCCAUCGUCGUCAAUGUGUAUGGCUGUCUAGGGCCCAUUUCUCGGCCAAGAAGUGGGAGUAUUUCCGCCAUCACAAGACACACCGACUUUGGACCAUCAGGCGUCCUUGAACUAUUCACCUUACGAAUAAACCUUGAACAUGGCCAAGCAGAGCCGAGCGACGAUAUCACGGAGACUUCGAUCUUCAAGAAAUGGCAGCAGACCGACCCCUCGUCAACAGAGAACAAGACGUCUUCAAACACAACAACAGAGACUAUGGGGAAAGGGAUUCGAGCAGUCAAUGCAGUUCUCAUGAGAUUUAUACAGGAUCCUCAGCCGAACCUUAGUCCAGAGCUACGAGGAAACCAACUAUGGAUGGAAAAGCUGCUCGCUGGAACGAUGAAAGAUGGCACAGCUUCUUGGAAGCCUAGAGUCGGGAAACUUGAACCGCAGGCUUUGGCUUUGGUCGUCAUCAUUGAAGAUGUGUGGUGUGUCCAAACAACCUCGGACGGCGGAUCAUCAGAGCAUCCUACGAUCUGGCGGGAGAGGGGGAGCACACCUGUCCACACCAAGGCAUCUGAGACUCUGCAAGAGCAUUUAAUCGCCUCCGAGCACAUCUGCCCCUUGCCGCACCAGGACCAAAUCCCGAGGCCCAAACUCGUCUUGGACAUCCACGCCUUCACAUGCUUCGUAGCAUCGCAAUCGAAGUUACGACUCCGGCACAUAUGUCUUGAACAGCCAAGCUUUGGAAUCGCCAUGCCGUUUGAACCGCUCCCUGGGGUCGACGUUCCCAGUCUGCCAACCACCGAAAUCCACGAACCCCUCCACCUCACCCAGAAGCCCAUGGCGGUCAUCGAAUACAGGGUUGCCACGAAGGAGUUCUUCAGGAUGGCGGCUGUUCUGCGACGGACCUUUCAUGCCGGACGCAGGCAAAGUACGAGACUCCUUUACAUCGAAGCAGACAUCGAGAACGCCACAGUGAUGGCUCAACUUAGAAUACAAAUAGGACUCAUCACCUCGGCAUCGCUCGCCAGCGCGCGCCUCAUCCCUCGCCCAAAGAUUACAAAAUCUCUGCCGCCCAUUCAGUGGCCCUCUCCACCAGAACAAAGGAAGGCCGCUCACCAGCCUCCGGCACUAACUUCUUUCCGCGGAAAGACGACAAUCGGCGUAUUGCCGUUUGGCUAUUCUUUUGGUGGCUUGAUUCUGCGCCGGCAGCACCGCAGCCCCGGGUUCAUCAACAAAGCCACCGGGUCGCUUUCUAGACAAAGAGAAGGCCCGCCCCUUUUCGCGCUGACGACCCGCCGCGAGGACCACCAACCUCACGGCAAACCCGCACCUCAAUUCAUAAUGUCCCUCACCCAAAAGCUCAAACGGGAGGCAACAAGCCGUCCCACCUGCGAAAUGCCUCUCCCCUUCCUCCCCUUCGUCUUCCUCGCCCACUUCACCCAGACAAUAACUUCCGUCCUCACCACGGAAGCCCACCGCACAACAGCGAGCCUCUCCAACCACCUCGAGGGCCUGCGCCUUCAGGUCCACGGGCCCGAACACACCUUCCACCCCUUCUCCCGGUUGCCAGCCGAGCUCCGCCUCAAAAUCUGGCAGCACGCCUGCGACCACCCGCGGACGCUCCUCGCAACACAUGCGCCGAACCCGACUUUACUUGCAGUGAACCGUGAGGCGCGGUACGAGGCCUUGCGGCGGUAUACACUCGUCCGGCUAAACACCUGGGGCGACAGGCGGAUCUACAUCGAUUUCUUGCGGGACAGCAUCGCCGUCGUGGAGGGCAAGGGUGGCGGCGGAUUCCCUGUUCGCGGGGCGAGGCACGUCAUUGUCGUGUGCGAGGAGCCGUUUCGGAACCCGGGUUCGUGGUUGAAGUGUCGGUACCGGGCUGGGUUGGAGACCUUGACGCUGGUGCUGAGCGGGACGAAGACAGGCAGCAGGAUUCCUGCGCCGCUUCCUGAGAUCCGGGAGCUGUGUACGCCCGAGGAGGUUCAGCUGCGGCUCGGGUACUCGAAGGAGGAGGCGGAUAGAAUAGGGGAAGAAGUGAGAGAGUUGGCCGAGGGGUGGGGGAAGACGCGGAUCCGCGUGGGGGAGUUCAUCUGA